Molecule: messenger RNA, 3761 nt
Organism: Rhipicephalus microplus (southern cattle tick)
Lineage: Eukaryota; Metazoa; Arthropoda; Arachnida; Ixodida; Ixodidae
Product: WD repeat-containing protein 11
Cellular component (GO): cytoplasm
Molecular function (GO): protein binding
Source: RefSeq, a predicted model, not a curated record
UUAAAACAGCAGUCAGCAGUUCAAAGUUUCUAUAUACUUUUCUUCAUUACGAAAUAAGUAAUUAUGAACAGCGGUGCGACAAAACAAGCCGUAGUUAAAGCUGUACACUGAAGAUUUCAACUUGGUUAUUGACUAGGUUAGGAAGCACAUACUUUAUUUCAUGUUUUUCAUUUGUUUUCCUACGGAACUAUGUCAUCGUUAAAGCACCCCUCUUUAGAGAAGCGCAUUGAUGAUUCCGCAGCUAAUCCCGUAAUUAAAAAGAUUUCUUCGAGAAUUUUGCCUGGUGCCUUAGCACCUGCAAAUAAAGAUGCUGUUGACUGGAAUUUCGAGUCGCUUCUUGCGUAUGGUUGUCACAAGCACGUAGUUGUUAUCGACACAAAGUAUGCACAGGUCUUCCAGACUUUGACUGAGCACCAGCACAAUGUGACCAAGGUUAGCUGGUCCCGCAACUUGCAUUACCAUGACCUGGUGAACCCAUAUCACCUGAAGCUGGCCAGUGCAGAUACUUCUGGCACAGUGCUGGUGUGGGAUGUCACCCAGGCUACAGUUCGUAGUACCCUCACGGAGCCGGAUCGAACAAUUCUCGAGCUUGGUUGGCUUCUGGGAGGCGAUAGCAACCACCACCUGCUGCUUGUUCUGUACUCCUUGGGAACACUGGUUCUCUGGCAUGCGGACACAGGUGCCCAACUCUGGAGGAAGUGCUACCCUGAGCCCCUCCUUGCAUUCUCUUUGGACCCAUUCUGUGAAAGUACAGUUUUAUUUUUGGCAGCCGACCAUCUUCUCCUUGUGGAUGACCUAAAUGGACAGCAGGCACCUGCAGGUAAUGGCCAGAAGUGGUCUCUGGCAAGUGUUGCUUACAGUACGAGUGAUGCUACUGCCGAAGAGAGGAGCAAGUCUAGGAGCCGGCUCAUCAGCGGGGUCAAAUCGCUCAUUCGAACAGGAGACAACCAAACAGGUAUUGAAGAAGCACUUCUACUCAACGAGUGUUUGCAGCUGUGUUACCAUCGAGCCGUACGGCAUCAGCUCUUCCUAGUUUACCCAAAAAGGAUAUUUAUAGUGGACACUGAAGUGCAACAGGUGUUCGGGGUUAUGUCUCUGGAGCGUAAUGGUUCACCAUUUGUGCGCUGUCAUCCAUGCUGGGAAUGCGACUUCCUCUUGUGCCUGCACGAGUCUGGUUCUGUCAGUGCUCGCUUUCGACACGAAGACAAUGAGUCGCUAGCUGGAGAGUUGGACCAUGCAUCAGGAUUGAUUACAUAUGACACAGUCUGCAUAUCUGAAGCUCUGCGAUUAAGUAAGCAUUCCAAAGUGAAUGGCAUGGCAGUGUGCCAAAGCAGCCAGUGCAAGGUGGCUCUCCUUCUGGGCGAUGGUCGCAUUGUGUUCCUCAAACUGGCUUCAAAUAAGAAGGUUUCACUAGUUGAGAAGAGGGAAAAUCUGGCCUCUAUGAUGGAAAGCAGCAACACUGGCACUUUGCGCCUCAUAACUACUGGACUUCUAGAAGCCUUGGCUCCUGGUCCACACCUGUGUCGCAUGUGCCCACCAGUUACAUUUGGCAACUGGAGCAGCUACAGGCCUUUGCUGGCUGUUGGAAACACAACAGGCAGUGUUCAAGUGUUUGACUUGUCUUCGGGUACCUUAGAGAAAGAGCUCAAUCUGCAUGCUACACCUGUGAGAGGAAUUGAAUGGGUGAGCCUUACCUCAUUCCUGUCCUUUGCCUAUGCCAAUCUUGUAACGGUUGGCAGCAAAGUGCGAAAUGAGAUCGUCCUGACCAGCAUCACGUCAGGCCGAGUGCAGCAGGUUCGUGCAGACACCAAUGAAGAGUCGCCAGUUACCUGCAUUAAGGUGUCCCACUUAAAGCAGUACUUCGUAGUGCUCUUCAAAGAUCAGCCUUUUGAACUGUGGGAUUUACGAAGCCUGACCCUUCUACGAACCAUGCCAGACAGCUUUCCCUGUGUAACAGCAUUAGAGUGGUCACCCUUGGUUAGCAGUAAAGCUCAACUUCGGGCACGUCAUCUGGCUAAUCCCAAGGAUGUCGAGCCCAUUUUUGCCAACUCUGCCACCGAGCAACUUGAGAGGCAAUUGGGUCAGCAGGGAGCCAGCCCACUGCUGCGGGAGCAGCUGGUGUUUACCGACACGGAGGCCCAGCUAUAUUAUUUCAGCGUUGAAGGAAAUGUCGUUCGAGACUGCACUCGAAAUCCGCCUGAGGCAGGAAUGGCCAGUGUUACAAGCAUUGCCUGGAAGAGUGACCACAUUGUGCUUGGUGAUGCUGAGGGUACACUCACAGUUUGGGAUCUCAAAGGCAAAGUACUAAGGGCUCUCCCCACACAGCGUGGGCAUGUCAAGAAGCUGAAGUUUGCUCCAGGCAAGGGGAAUAUGAAAAUAUUGGCUCUUUUCACGGAUGGCAUCAGUGCCUGGAACGCUCAAGAUGUGCAGCUGUUUGUGCAAGCGCGCUGUCCUCAAGAUUUGCCUGGUAUAACUGAUGUUGACUGGGCCAAGUCUGACAAGCUGGUUGUGGCUACUUCUGAUGGCUGCAUACGUGUCAUGGACAUGGAAAUGAAAAGCUGCUCAUCACCCAUUUCCAAUCACCUGCAAACCAACCGUUUGCCAUUCAUUCCUCAGUUGCUACCACCCAAAGCUGCCCUGCAACUCAAGUCAUUGCUCCAACACCCUGAUAUGGGCUUUGCUACAGUUGCUGCACCACUGUCUGAAGCUAGCCUGCAAGAGCGUUUACAGCAAGCUAGCUUCCAGUGCAAGGUUCCGAGCAAGGCCGGCGUCAUCGAGAGAAGUGCAGCUGUGGCCAGCUGGUUUGGAGAUGAAGAAGGAUUCCACUUCUGGAGUGUGACUUGCUACUAUCUCACAAAAAAACAGCGAAGCCUCAAUGCUGCUGAUAAAACGUCGCUGCCACUGUGCUAUGAUAUGCUGUGCCCUGAUGCUGAGUAUAAGGCCUUACAGCUCAAGCGGCUGCUUUUUCAUGAGCGACAGCGCGCGGUACACAGCCACACACAGCGAUGCGUGUGCCGUUUGCUCCUUCUGGGUCAGGCUGACCAGGCAGUGCAGCUGCUGCUUGAAACUGAGCCAGCUAGUGAGCACUUCUACAGUGAUUCACUGCGGGCUUGUUUAGUGGCGUCACUCAAAACUGAAAGCAAUCCGCAGUCAGUCGUGAAGCUGGUUGCCACAAACCUGAUUGCGAAUGGUCGCACAUGGGAUGGUGUUCAGCUGCUUUGUCUCAUUGGCAAAGGCCUUGAUGCCUGUCGUUACCUUCAGGCAGCUGGCCAAUGGGAGGAUUCCGUCUGGCUAGCAAAAUGCACUCUCAGUGAUACCGCCAACUGCGAGGUGAUUAGCAAGUGGGCAGAACAUCUGAUCCAGCUGAAUCAGAAGGGCAAAGCGGUGCUGGUGUUGCUGAGUGUGGGCCAGUUCACUCGUUGUCUCCAGACACUCCAUGCUGCACGAAUGGUUGAAAGGGCUGCCCUCUUCCUUGAUGCCUGUUUAGAGCAUGGUGCACUGCUCCAGGAACACUCGAGCCUCUUUCAAACUGUGUGGCUGGAUUACGCUAGGUAUCUGCACUCCUUGGGAAACAAAAGAGCCAGCUUGCGCUACUGCUCUCUAGCUGGAGAAGCAGCGGCAGACCUGCGCAGAGAAGUGGAAAUGCUGCUCGAUGAAGAAGGUCUUGCCCUUUCUGAACAAGCACAAUAAAUAUGAUAGCGUUGUCUUCUCUCACUGCAGUUCAGGAAGUUGAUGAAUUAAUAAAGCAUAUAUACAAGGUG